ACUAACUAAUCUUAUCAAAGCUAUCUAUAUACAACCAAAGACGUUGAAAGUCCAUCAAAUAUCAGAGUAUAAAUAAGGGAACCGUAAAGGCGAAACUGGGCUAUGACCGAAAAUGUAUAGGGGGACAAAUACAGGGACAAAUACAGGGACAAACGGACCACAAUAAGAAAUAAUGAGAUCAGGAUGAAGUUAUGAAACUGCACAAAAUGAAAUAUAACAUUUGACGAAGACCAUGGCUAUGUCUAAAUCUUUACAGGAGGGGCAGGCUCCAAUAUCCUGUCAACUGUGCGAGGAAUCUAGUGAAAUCAAAUGGAAAUGUCUGCAAUGAAACUUCCUCGUGUGUUCAAGAUGUAAGAACAUUCACCAAAAAGUUAAAUCAUCAGACCAGCAUAAAAUAAUUGAUAUCAAAGACAUAGCUGAAUACCAAGAGUAUUCCAGUGAUCCAGAUUUUCACAGUAUUGAAUGUGGGGUUCACACUGGACAAAUAUGUUGCUUAUAUUGUCAAACCUGUGAGGAAGUUGUCUGUCCAUCAUGUAUAGCAAAAACCCAUAAUGAACACAAGAUGACUGUAAUGAAUGAGGCUUAUGACUUGGCUAUGGAGUCAAUUAAAUGUAUGAACUCUGAAGUAAAACAGAAAUUAUCAGAAAUAUUUAGUGGGAAAUCUAAACUUGGAGCUAUAAAAUCUUCUGAAAAACUUAAACUUGAUACAGAGAAGAAGAAAGUUCUUAAUCAAGAUAAUCUUUUAAAAGAUGAAGUGAACAAGUUGACACGAAAAAUUUUAAAUGAACUUGAUCAGAAACAUAGGGAACUGAUGAAGUCAGUAAAUCAUGAGGAAAAUAAAUCUGAAAAACAACUCCAGGAUUUAGAACUUAGAAAUAACAUUAUAAGCAAAGCUGUAAGUUCUAACAAUGCCAUUCAAGUCUUCCGCACAUAUAAAGAGGAGAAAAUUGCAGAGGAAAUGAAAGCACUUCAGAUAACCACAAAGUUUAAAAAGCUUCCAGAAUUUUUUCCAGGCAAUAUACAAAGUUUUGAGUUGUUGUAUGGAAAGUUACAUGAACCUGAAGACAAAUACACUGACCUGUUCAAUAAUUUUGAAUUUAAAGUUAUACAACAGUAUAAAACUGAUUUGCCACUUGUUGAAGAUUUAGUCUGUUGUGAUGAUGGAUUUAUGUGGAUAAGCUUUACUAAUGGAAAAGUUGUACAGAAAAUAAGCUUUUCUAAAGGAUCAACAUUUACCCUGCAAGCCUAUGAAGUGUCUCCAUUAAGCAUUGCGUUAUUACCAUCAGGAGACUUGCUAAUUUCAUCUAUGGAAUCUUACCUCAAUAUACUUUCUAAGAGCACAGACACAAUAACAGAGUCAAAAUACCGAGUUGCUCCUCUCCAAACAGUUGCAGUUCAUGUAACCAAAACCAAUCAGAUAAUUGUAGGGGCAAGAGAGAAAGGACCACCAUUCCCUGUCAAUGGUCCCAGACAAGUUAUUAUAAUGAAUAUGCAAGGCAAGAAAAAGAAGAGGUAUCACUUGGACAACAAGGGAAACCCUAUUUUUUCACAGCCACGAUCAAUAACUACUGAUGGUGACAAUAACAUUUAUGUUUUGGAUUUACUAUCAAUAGACAAGUGGCAAGGUAGGAUAGUCGCUUUAUGCAAUAGUAAUGGAGUGAAGUGGACAUAUGAUGGAAAUCAAAUGGCAAAUAAGGAACAAUUAUUUGCACCUUUUAGUUUUGUGACUACACCAUUAAACAAUAUCGUUGUUGCAGAUAACAACCAUAUGCUUCAUAUACUGAACCAAACAGGAGAAUGCAUCCAUUUCCUGCAUACAAAGGAGUUUGACAUCCACUGGCCAAGAUCCCUCGACAUUGACAAAAGUGGAACCCUGUACAUUGGGUGUAAAAUAUACAAUAAAUGGAACCCCUGGGAGGCAAAAAUACAUGCUGUUCAAUUCUCUGGAUUCUGAGCAUGAUAAAGAAGUUAUUUUCAUAACUUGAGAUGAAAUUUAAUUCCAAUAAACUGAGAAAUCAUGAUGUUUGGUUACCAAUUCAAUAAGGGUUCUUUUUGUAAAAUUAACAUCUUUAAAAAUACAAGCAUACAUGUAAAUAA
Mytilus californianus (California mussel) is the source of this 2097-nucleotide messenger RNA. RefSeq lists its product as uncharacterized. The record is from RefSeq and is a predicted model, not a curated record. The coding region runs from base 563 to 1954 and encodes 463 amino acids. The transcript has a single exon. NCBI's taxonomy places the organism in Eukaryota, Metazoa, Mollusca, Bivalvia, Mytilida, Mytilidae.